UAUGGCACAUUUUCUCCAGGUCCCUUUCCCUUAAUGGAUUCUCCGAGUUUUCCCAAUUUUUGCAAGUCUUACACCAUCACACCCAGUUCUGGAGUCAUUCCCAGCCCUGAGCCAGCAAAUCCCACUGAAUUCUGACUCCCACAUCAAGGGUUUGUCCAUUCAACCCCACCCACUCAUCUGAUAAGCCAUAAGCAUCCUCAGGGAUCUUCCUCGCCCCUUUUCCUCCCCAUUCCUUUAAUCCCAGGAUAUUUUAACCCUUUCCUGCUUCCCCAGGGCCUCCUGGCUGAGCCGCUGGCCCCAGCCCUGCUGGGAUUCUUCACAACAAGUUCAGAUUUCUGCUUGGGUUGGGAUUUUUGAGUUUCGAUGUUAUUCUUGUGGAGGAGGGAGAGGAGGGUCUUGUGGAGAGGAGGAUUUGAAGAGAUUCACUUCCUGCCCGGCAUUCCUGGGCACUUAACCCUUUGCCAAACAUCUCCCUACAGAUGGGGGAAGCUCCUUCUGCAAAGCACAGAGAACCCCAGAGAGGCUGGGAACCAGCUUUGGGAUGCACUGGAAAAAUUCUUCGGUUGGGUCCACUCUUGGUAGGAAAAAAAGUCUGCUUUGGGGAAUUUUGGCUUACAAUUGAUUAGAAUCCUUAAAAUCUACAGAAAUCUUUGGUUUAAAAUCAACAAGAGGUGACAUGAGCUUUGAGGCCACUCCCAACCCCUUCUGUGAUUCCACGGCCCUCCACCCCAAAAGAGAGUUCCUCCUGUACUAUGCAAGACUCAUCCUGCUCUUUGCUGGUUUUCUAACCUUCAUCUUCAAGAGUCGCCAAAAUAUUGAUUUUAGAGCACGUGAUUCACCUCUGCCUCUUUUGCUUCCCCUUCUCCUUCCUCCUCUGGUCUGCACCCAUUCCCACCUGGAUCCCGCCGGCUCCUCGCAGGAGCUCUGCUAUUGCCUUCUCCCCAGGGUGUUUUUACCCACUAUAAAAUAAAAUAAAUCCAUGACCAUUCAUGUUUCUUCCUCCUGAUGAAGAAACUGAGGCACGGGAAGGGGAAAUGAAGCCAAGACAAAAAAAAUCCCCCAAGAUUUUACGGGAAGUCGGGACGGACUCUGGCUCCCAGUCAGCAUCUCUGCCUUCUCUCCCUGGAGAAUUUGCUAUUUAUAGCUCCGCUUUGCUCCUUUAGAACAUAAUCAAAACCAUCCUCCCUCCAUAUGAGAACUCAUCCAGCGGCACUAACCCUCCCGGGGGAAAACUUCCCGAGAUUUGCAAUUCAGCCGUCCGAAACGCCUCUGCAACGGGAAACUUCCACCGCCGGAGCGGCGGCGCGGACACCGCACGGGACACGCUCAGCCCGGCACUGCUCCAGUCCCGGGCACAACCCGGGCUCCCUCCCACGCUACCGAGGAGGUUGCUCGGCUCAACCCCCCCCGAGUCAUUUCCUGCUUUCGCGGGGAAAGCUCGGCAAAGUCCCGCGGAGAAGGAGCGGCGCCGCUCCGGCAGCCGACACCCAACGGAGGACGAUGAAUUUCUGCAUCGCGGUGCUCCUGGUCCUUCAGUCCUUGCCGGGGAAGGCGGAGCUCGAAGAUGACAUGGAGGAGAUCGCACAGGAUUUAUAUGACUACAUGGCUCAUUUAAGCAAUUACUAUUCUUCCACAGAAGAUUAUUACUAUGACAACAUCACGGCAACCCCCGCCACGUACGUGUACGAGUUUGAUUCAUACGAGACAAGCACCAUUGGAUACAUGGAUUGGGAGAAGUUGUUUCCAGAAGAGAAUGCCACCACUGAGGUUUCAGGAUUUCCAGAUACAAAUGCUCCAGGGGAUUCCAGGGAUGCUAAGGACAGUCAGGAUUUCCAGGAGUCAUUGGGAUCGUCCCUGCAGGGCCACCUCACCCUCAUCAUCCUCCUCAGCUUCCUGGGUCUCCUGCUAUGAUGCCCAGGCUCCUCCAAAGGUACUCUGGGAUUUCAACACUCACUCAAUGUGUGUCCUUUAACCCAGGGAAAUCCAAUUCUUUCUGAAGCAGCGACUUUCCAAAACAAUGGAAAGAUAACAAGCCCUGCCAGGCAGAUAACAGCCAUCAGGGACCUCACCAGCAGCUCUGACCACCACUGAUGGCCUGGAGAGGCUUUCCAGGACGUUUUCCUGUUGGCAUUCAGUGGGACCUUCACGGGGUGCGAGCAGCCAGGCUCCUCCACCCAAAUAUCCUGUUCCAUAAAACCCUGGAAUGGUUUGGGUUGGGAUGAACCUCACAGACCAGCUGGUUCCACCCUCCCGCCCAGGUUCCUCCAAAGCUCCAUCCCACCUGGCCAACCUUUUCCCACAGCUGGAGCUCUCCAACAUCCCAGGAGGUGGCCAACUUCCAUCCUGCCACGCCCUGCUCACCUUUUUCCCUCGUUCCAGACACGGUGGCUGGGAUGGCGACCAGGACAUUGUCAGGUGUUGAUGAUGACAUCCUCUCCACGAGGUGUUGUCUCUGUUCCAGAACUGCUGAGAUGUUUUGUCUGGAGGUUUUGGUGGAGGGUCGGUGCCGCCCCGGCGGCGCGAGCACGGAGAGCUCAGCAACCCUUCAGUCUUUCCCUGUUUCCUUGGAUUCUGCUGUAAAUAAGAACCUCUGCCAAUAAAAUCCCCAACACCUGGUGCACGGUGACUCAUGGUAAAUAAUCCAGAACUGGAAUAACAAAUGCAAACAAUGCAUGCAAGUGCUUGGCCCGUCAGCAGGAUCUUCUUGAGCCUCUAAAACCAGCCAGGAGCUUCCAACUUUGUUUCUUCCAGAACUGCUCUUCACACUGUUUAUUUUCCAGGAACUCACACAAUAUCUGGGUGUGAUGAGAAGCUGGAUCAGAAAACCUCCCACCACCCCAACCCCCCCCCCCCCACCCCAUGGAGAGCAAACUGUCACAGAAAUGGGUGGUUUUGGUCAGGAAAUGAGAGUUAAAUUCCUUUUUUGGGGGAAAAAAAAUGCAAUCCCACACUCGGUGCCUAUGUUGCUUUUCCUUGGGAGAGUUAGCAGGAAGGAGAGAUGGAAAAUUGGCCCAGGUGUACCCAGGUAAAGGACAAAAGAUGUUGAGUGAAGCCAAGGGAUGUUGAGUCAAGCCAACAGGAGAUUCACGGUGGUCACAGUGCCCAGAGCCCUCAGAUCCCUCCAGAGCCCGGGGGAAUCUCCCGAGCCGCCAGAGCAGGUACGACCCAUUCCCAGGUUAUGCAGGCCCCCAGCUUUGGAAAGAAGAAAACUUUUGUUUCCUGCGGAAGGUAAAAAGCUCGAAAGGGGUUCAGAAGCGGCGGGAGGAGCGAGAGCGGAUGCGCUGCCUGGCAGUGCCACCUCCUGGCUCUGUGCUGCCAUAAAGGUGGAUUGAGAAAAGCCAAGAACGCCCCGGAAAAUGAUUCAGGAUCACACAGCAGUGAGAUUUCCAACCCUGGAGUGGAGUAAAAAGCAAUUAAAGGGAAAUAAAAGAUGUGGAUGAAGGUUAUGAGUUUAUUUCUAGAAAUCAUCCCUUUAAUGCAGACACCAAAAAUAAACCAGUUUGUUGUUA
This is a messenger RNA of Vidua macroura (Pin-tailed whydah), 3509 nucleotides long. RefSeq lists its product as uncharacterized. The transcript has 5 exons. The record is from RefSeq and is a predicted model, not a curated record. NCBI's taxonomy places the organism in Eukaryota, Metazoa, Chordata, Aves, Passeriformes, Viduidae. Bases 1192 to 1911 code for a protein of 239 amino acids.